Molecule: messenger RNA, 2547 nt
Organism: Physella acuta
Lineage: Eukaryota; Metazoa; Mollusca; Gastropoda; Physidae
Source: RefSeq, a predicted model, not a curated record
GCUGUUAGCGUGCCGUGACGGCUGUGUUGUGUGUGCCAGUUUGUCGGUUCUCUCCCUUUAAAAACAUUGGUGCAUUCACUCUUUACUCUUGGAUAUAGAAUCUAGAUAUAGAUUUCCAUGUUGUUCGUGUAAUAGUGAUUCCUGUCAGUGAACUGCUACCGACAAAGUACCGUGACAUAGUGAAUUGCCACUAAAAAUGUUAGAUAGAUCUAGAUCUAGAUCUAGAUCUAGUCUAUAUUUUCUUUAGGGCCUACUUAUUGGACUCUGACUAACCAGUCAAGUUCAAAUAUUAAGCGCCCAGUAGGCCUGUUAUAGUUAUACAACAGACGUAGGCCUACUUCAUUAUACCUUGUGGAUUAUGUAUGUUGCCCUAAAGAUAACCUGGGUGAAGUGAACACAACUCUUUUAAAAAGGUUGUCUUAGAAGUCUGCCUGCCAUGGAGAGAGAGUGGAGGAUACUUUGUGUAGUGGCUCUCAUCAGCUGGACACACUGGUCACUUGCUAGUACAGAAUCUUUGCUGGAUGCCCCAUGUAAUCAGACAUUUACAAGUUAUAAUGGAAAAUUUUAUGGAUGCCUGACAGAUAACCAGGAAUAUUUCACCCCGACAUACAAACUUCUGGAAUUGUGUGGAAAUCUAGAAGACAUUUUUGUGAUAAGUGAUAUAAACAUUUAUUCUUUACGACCCUCCAGUGAACAGCUGCACAAAUCUUGUCUAGAAAAACCAACAUAUCUUACCCAUGUCCAGUACAACUCUUCUUGUUUGAUGGGGACAAAAGGUCAAGCUUUUAAAGACUUUAUCUACCCAUAUUUUACCAGAUUUAGUGGUAAAAUUCUAAAAAAUUUGAAAUUAGAAACUAAGAUGAGUGUGCCUAAAGAGUUAAAGCACAACGACACAUAUAUUGACAUCGUCGGGUCUUGUAUUCCAGACAACUCUAAUAAAUGGGACUUUUGUCAGCCUCAGAACAGCACAGAUGAUAUUACUAAAAUUUGGUUGUACUUGAACAAUGAAAACACAAAUAUCUCACAAUGUUCAUGCAAUGUUAGAAGCAAUUCUACAAAAACUAUUCAAAUUAAAACUCUAGAUGUUCGACUCAAUGGGAUCAGCCUCCGGUUCACUGGCGCUAACAAACCACUGCAUUUAUCUGACCCCAAGUUGUACUGGUCACAUGACAACCUUCCACUGACAUUCACUGACUAUGUGGACAUACAACUCAGUGCUAUAGCAUCUUCACUAGAUCAAAUAGUGCUGCUUGAAGUUACAGGUUAUAACAUGGAUGUAAGUUGUGGUCCCAGUGUCCCAAAACACAGUAGUCCCCAGAAUCCACAUCAAGCAGAAUUCAAACUUUGGUAUGUUAUUGUCAUCUCGCUGGCGGGUGUGCUGGUCAUCAUACUGGUCACUGUGGUCAUCAUUUGCUGCUGUAGGCGCAGAAAAAGCAUGUCUAGAGAGAAAGCGUCAGAUGUUAUUUAUGCUGAGCCAGAUGAACCUGCGAAGGGCAAGGAUUUUGAGAGCAAGCACCCAGCAGGGCGGGCACCCAAGGAUUCUGGCCGGGCACCCAAACCAUGCCAUUCUGACACCACAGAAAGUCUUUUACCACCAGAUUAUUUUGAGCUGGAGAAACCGUUACCUCCUAAUAACAAUGUUGGCCGGCAGGAUGUGUACAACCAUCUGAGAGAGGAAGAGAAACCUCUGCCUGAAAACAUCUAUGACACGACAGAAAACGAAUAUUCAACACUCACCAGGGUCAACCCCAAGGUCAUUGAUAAUGUGUAUGAUGUGUAGUAUGUGUGUGCGGCCUUGAUGAUGGUUUAUAUGAUGAAUAGUGUGUGUCACAUGUUGCAAAUUGUAUGACAUAUUUUAAGUAUGUUUGUACUAUUAUGCUGCCAUCUUCAUGUGUAUCUGUCAAAAUUUUAUAUUUACAUUCAAUCACAUUGCCUUUGUAUUCAUCAGUGUCAAAUAUUGAUAUGUAAAAUGUAAAUAACUGGUUUUAUCUUUACUUUUCUUGUUGAUUGGUUAUGUGCCUUGUUUUCGCAACUAAAAAAAUAUAUUUUCUCAGUUAAACACAUGCUGGCUAGAAUAGAAAGAAAAUGUGUGACUAUACAGACUUGAAUUAUCUUUUCUCUUGAACAAUGUUCUGUGAUAUAACUGGUCAGUAUUAGAUGUAACUAGCCUUGUUCCUCAUGCGUUGUUCACGUUCACUUUUUAAAAAAAAUGUUAGUUAGGAUUAAGUUUAGGGUCUCCCUCUAAAAAUGUCAGGAUUAAGUUUAGGGCCUCCCUCUAAAAAUGUCAGGAUUAAGUUUAGGGCCUCCAUCUAAAAAUGUCAGGAUUAAGUUUAGGGCCUCCCUCUAAAAAUGUCAGGAUUAAGUUUAGGGCCUCCCUGUAAAAAUGUCAGGAUUAAGUUUAGGGCCUCCCUCUAAAAAUGUCAGGAUUAAGUUUAGGGCCUCCCUCUAAAAAUGUCAGGAUUAAGUUUAGGGUCUCCCUCUAAAAAUGUCAGGAUUAAGUUUAGGGCAUCUCUCUAAAAAUGUCAGGAUUAAGUUUAGGGCCUCCCU